UCGUUACACACAUUUGCCUCGGAAGCAGAGUAGAGACGCCGUUGCGUUUAAAGACGGGUCUCUUCUCUGGCCCUCGUCGCCUCUUCGAUUCCGUCGUCCGUCGUCCGUCGUCGUUGAUCUGAUGGUGGAUCGCACCACCACCUUCUUCUUCCUCACUCCUCACUAAUCGUACCUCCGCCGUACCAGAUCCCUUCCCCCACCUCCCCUCUCCCCCUCUCUCUCUGAAAUCCGCCUUCUCCUCUCUGCUUAUCCUUCUCUCUCUCUUCUCUCUGUGAAUCCGCCGUCUGCGGAGGCGCGGUGCGGGGAGGCGUUCGUGCCAUGGCGGUUGCAGCGGCGGCUGUCGUCGUCCCCCUGGGCAUCCUCUUCUUCAUCUCCGGCCUCGUCGUCAACCUCGUCCAGGCAGUGUGCUUUGUCCUCGUUAGGCCGCUGUCCAAGAGCACGUAUAGAAGAAUAAACAGAGUGGUGGCCGAGCUGUUGUGGCUCGAGCUCAUAUGGCUAGUGGACUGGUGGGCAGGAGUUAAGAUCCAGGUAUUCACUGAUCGGGAAACCUUUCACUUAAUGGGCAAAGAACACGCGCUUGUCAUAUCAAAUCACAAAAGCGAUAUUGAUUGGCUGGUUGGAUGGGUCUUGGCUCAGCGAUCAGGUUGCCUUGGCAGCACAUUAGCUGUGAUGAAGAAAUCAUCAAAGUUUCUUCCGGUACUAGGUUGGUCAAUGUGGUUUUCCGAGUAUCUUUUCCUUGAAAGGAGCUGGGCAAAGGAUGAAAGCACCUUAAAGUCAGGUCUGCUAAGGCUAAAGGACUACCCUCUGCCCUUUUGGUUGGCACUUUUUGUUGAAGGAACUCGCUUUACUCAGGCAAAGCUUUUGGCAGCUCAGGAGUAUGCAAAUUCAACAGGACUUCCUGUACCACGAAACACUUUGAUUCCCCGUACCAAGGGUUUUGUUUCUGCAGUGAGUCACAUGCGUUCAUUUGUUCCAGCCAUUUAUGAUGUCACAGUGGCCAUUCCUAAAACUUCGCCUGCACCUACAAUUCUAAGACUUUUCAAGGGGCAGUCAUCGGUGAUCCAUGUGCAUCUCAAGAGGCAUUUGAUGAAGGAAUUGCCUGAAACAGAUGAUGCAGUUGCACACUGGUGCAGAGAUAGAUUUGUGGCUAAGGACGCAUUAUUGGACAAACAUAAAGCCGCAGACAUAUUUAGUGACCGUGAAUUGCAGGAUACAGGCCGGCCAAUAAAGUCACUUGUGGUGGUCAUCUCUUGGACGUGUUUGGUUGCUUUUGGGGCUUGGCAGUUACUUCGCCGGACCUCAUUCUUAUCAUCAUGGAAGGGAAUCGCAUUUUCCUCAAUCAGUCUGGCAAUUGUUACCGUUCUCAUGCACAUAUUAAUCAAAUUCUCGCAGUCGGAGCGGUCCACACCUGCAAAGGUUGCACCUUCGAAGCCAAAGACCGAAGGAGAGGCCUCAAACAGAGUAGAAAAGAAAGAGAAAUGAUGGACAGAUACUCCCGUACUUUCAUUAGGUCGGAGGCUUUGUCGACACCUUUGUUUAUUGCUGAUACGUGUAAUUUUGUUUCUUUGGGGUUAGUUGUGUUAUUCAACUUUUACCCCAUCUCUAUAGUCCUUCCAUUUUGUAAAACGCUUGCCUGUAUGGAUGCCGAUUUAUUGUUUA
Syzygium oleosum is the source of this 1659-nucleotide messenger RNA. RefSeq names its product 1-acyl-sn-glycerol-3-phosphate acyltransferase 2. Lineage: Eukaryota; Viridiplantae; Streptophyta; Magnoliopsida; Myrtales; Myrtaceae. The record is from RefSeq and is a predicted model, not a curated record. The coding region runs from base 319 to 1482 and encodes 387 amino acids. Gene Ontology annotation, cellular component: endomembrane system. Gene Ontology annotation, molecular function: 1-acylglycerol-3-phosphate O-acyltransferase activity. The transcript is spliced from 11 exons.